Molecule: messenger RNA, 2180 nt
Organism: Leptopilina heterotoma
Lineage: Eukaryota; Metazoa; Arthropoda; Insecta; Hymenoptera; Figitidae
Product: synaptic vesicle glycoprotein 2B-like
Exons: 13
Coding region: 267-1883 (538 amino acids)
Biological process (GO): transmembrane transport
Cellular component (GO): membrane
Molecular function (GO): transmembrane transporter activity
Source: RefSeq, a predicted model, not a curated record
AAAAUAUUUUGCGACGAUCAACAUAUAUAUUUAUAAAUUGCAAAUAAGAGGAAUCAAUUUUUUCAAAAAUCAAAAUGUUAUGCUAAUUAUAAAAAGGAAAAAGAAGUUCAUUCAACAAACAUAGAUAUGUAAAGAGUCAAGUGAAAAAUUGUGGUUCACAUUAGUGCGUAUGUGAUUGAAGAUCAUCGGAUUAAUUACUGCGAUAUUGGAUUAAAAAUUUUUAUUUUCUAACGAGUUUUUACAAUUAUUUACAAAAAAAAAGAAAUAUGGGCAACAAGCAAACAUUGAAAAUCACUUCAAUUGGACAAAAUGAAGAAACAGAUUCGAAAUCAAAAGAAGGAGUUGCUGAAGAUUCAAUUAAUGCAGCAGGUUUUGGCAAGUUCAAUUAUAAAGUAACAAUUCUCUGCUCAUUGAUUUACAUAAAUGCGGCAUUUAGCAUUCUCAGUACAGGAUUUAUUAUUCCGGCUGCAGCUUGUGAUUUUAAAAUGACGACAAUUGAUAAAGGAAGAAUUAUCACAGCUCCUAUAUUGGGUUCCUGUUUUGGUCCAUUUGUCUGGGGAUUUUUGGCUGAUGUUAGAGGACGAAAAUUUUCACUCAUUAUUGCCCUAUUUUUACAGGGAAAUUGUGAAUUAUUGAUGUCUAUUGUUCCAAAUUAUUGGGGAUUUUUGGUAUUGAAAUUUUUUAGCGGCUUUGGAGUAAUAGGACAAUUAUCUUUAUUAUUCACCUAUGUCGGUGAGUUUCAACCAACAAAUUAUAGAAAAAAAAUUCUCUCAUUAAUGGAUUUAGCUUUGAUUGUUGGAAUGAUUCUAGUACCACUUUUAGGCUGGUCAAUAAUUCCACUGACAUUUCAGUAUCGAAACUCCUUCUUUUUAUUUCGAUCUUGGAAUUUAUUUAUUGUCCUAUGUUCAAUACCAGCCGAAAUUAUUGGACUCUGGCUGAUAUUUUUUCCGGAAACGCCAAAAUAUUUAGCAGAAACUGGACGGAAUAUUGAACUCUUCAAUGUUCUCGUCAAAGUUUAUACCGAAAAUACAAAUAAAUCUCCGGAAUCCUAUUUCAAAAUUCUAAGCGAAUGCAAAAAUCCAUUAACUCAGAGUCUUGCAUUAAAUUAUGUGAAGAAAAAAGAUUUUGAAGAGGAAAUUGAUUUCAAGAAUGAUGUGAGAUUAAAAUCAAUUUUAUUUGAUUUUAAAAAUCAGGCAAAAGCCAUUCGUGCUGCUCCUUAUUUAACCAGAACUAUAUUGGCUUGUUUAAUUGCAUUUACAAUAACAUUAGCGUAUUAUUCAUUUCUUUUAUGGUUUCCUGAAGUUUUUCAACGACUCGCUCAAUUUCAAAAUAAAUUUCCCAAUGAGACUGCAACAAUAUGCUCUAUUUCUGAUCGAAUGUACUCAAGAUCAGUUAAUUUAAGUGUAGAACAAAUCGACCCUUUUGGAUGUGAUGUUCCAAUUGAUAAUAGCGUGUACAUUAAUUCAUUAUGGCAAGCCGUUGCCUGUAUACCAUCUUCCAUAAUUUUAAUAACUUUCAUUGACAAAGUGGGAUUUAAGUAUUUUUUAGUUGCUGCUACAUUAGCAGCGUUUUUAACAACAAUUGGAAUGUUUUUUGCCAAAACUAAAUUGCAAAUUAUGAUUCUAACGUGUUUAUUCGAAUCCAUGACAUCGAUUUGCAUGAGUGUGAUAUUUUGUUUUGUCGUUGUUAUAUUUCCAACAAAUUUUAGAGUAUUCGCGGGAGCAUUAGCUAUAUUUUUCAGUCGAGUAGGAAGUUUAAUUGGAAAUAUACUUUUCAGUUAUUUAAUUGAUAAUCAUUGUGUUCCAUUAAUUUACAUAAUUGCAUUUCAUCUAUUAUUGGGAGCAAUAUUUUGUUUAAUGGUCAAAGAACAAAAAUACGUUUAACUGUGAUUUUAAUGAAAAUUUUGUAUACAUUUGAUCAAACAAAAAAAAGAAAAAGAAGUUGUUUUUAUUCGCCGUCGAUUAAAAGAAAUUUACAUUUAUUUUUAUACAUCAAAUAGAUUAUAAUUGACUUGCAAAAAGAGUACUUCUAAUUUGCAAAAGACUUUGUAUAUAUUUAAUUGUUAAUUAGCACUAUUUGUAGUAUUAUUAUUUUUAUUACUGUUCUACCUCUUUACUUCUACUUUUCUACUCUCUACUAUUAUUCAACAUUGUUUCUCAAAUUUCCAUUUUAUAUUGUAU